AUGUCGAUCUCUCCCACGCACUGUCGCACACGAACGUUUCCAGCUAUCACCCAUGCAUACGAAGUCCUCACUGGUAAACGAAAGGCUGGGCGAGGCGCUGCUACAACCGCCGAAGCUGCAGAGAUUGCUCGCCGAAGAGCAGCUUAUCGAGCGGCGUAUGCAUCCGGCAGACCGUACACAGGACGAAGAAAUGAAUGGGGAGGAUUUGAAUAUCCGGAUAGCGCAGCCUACAGGGAGAGAUACAGCAAAGGCGAUAUUACAGGGAACCAGGCAUUCUACGUUGCCGUUUCAGUAAUUGUGGUAGCCUUAUUGCAAGCUACUCAUCUUAGCCCAUUACUAUCUUCGAAACCUCCUACAUCUAUAUCAUCUGUUGAUCGGCGACAUGAACAGGCACGCUUAGCACUUGAGGAAGCGAGAAGUAGGGGCCAGGUAUACGGCGACGAACGACGCGAAGGUAUUCGGAAAUGGGUAAGAGAAGCGGGGUUAGAGGGGGCUGGGCAAAAUAUUGGCCACGGUGGCCGCCGUCGGGAUUCAGAGGAAGAAUGA
Messenger RNA from Rhizoctonia solani, 546 nucleotides. Its product is annotated as DnaJ domain protein. Lineage: Eukaryota; Fungi; Basidiomycota; Agaricomycetes; Cantharellales; Ceratobasidiaceae. The transcript has 2 exons. Bases 1 to 546 code for a protein of 181 amino acids. The record is from RefSeq and is a predicted model, not a curated record.